GACGUAAUCAAAUCAAGAGAACCAGGAAAAAAAAAGAAGAGGGGGAAGAACAAGAAGUAGCUCCUCGCGAGUUUCUCAUUGAAGUUUGAUCGAGCAAUUUUCGGCGUAGAUCAGUGUUCGGGCUCUCUGUGACAUACUGUUCGUCGCAGUGAGAUCAAAUUUAUAUUCGCUGUUGAGUGUAUUGGUGACAUCUUGGGUUUCGCUUCAUCCUGUUUAGAGUGGUUGUUGAUAUUACAUAUUGCUUAAUACCAAAAGAAAAAUGAGUUCAGAUAUUUCGAACCCCCAAGGAGUUCUUCGUCCAGAUGGUAAUGGUGGCCAUGAAACCCGCAACACAAGCACUUCUGGUUCUUUGAGGCCUCCAGAACCAGAAUUCAAUGAGAACGAAGAAGCAGAAUUGGUGUCUGUGUCUUGGAACCAGGACUACAGCUGUUUUGCUGCCGGCACAAGCCAUGGUUUCCGUAUAUAUAACUGUGAACCUUUCAAGGAAACUUUCAGACGUGAGCUGAAGAACGGUGGGUUUAAAAUCAUAGAGAUGCUGUUCCGCAGCAACAUCUUGGCACUCGUCGGGGGUGGACCCAAUUCUCAGUACGCUUCUAACAAAGUAUUGAUUUGGGACGAUCAUCAGAGCCGCUGCAUCAGUGAGUUUGCUUUUAGGUCGGAAAUCCGUUCUGUGAAAUUAAGAAGGGAUUGGAUUGUUGUUGUUCUUGAACACAAGAUAUAUGUGUACAAUUUUUUGGACCUGAGACUUCUUCAUCAGAUUGAAACUCUGGCAAAUCCAAGGGGGUUAUGUUGCCUCUCUCAUCACUCGAAUACAUCAGUGCUGGCUUGCCCUGGUCUUCAUCAAGGAGAGGUCCGAGUUGAACACUUUGGGCUUAACAUGGUACAGUUAAUAAAUGCUCAUGAUUCGAAUAUCGCCUGCAUGACCUUGACUUUGGAUGGUAUGCUGCUCGCAACUGCCAGUACCAAGGGCACUCUGAUCAGAAUUUUCAACACAAUGGAUGGAACUCGUUUGCAAGAGGUACGAAGAGGAGUGGACAGAGCGGAUAUAUAUAGCAUUGCUCUUUCACCCAAUGUGCAGUGGCUGGCAGUGUCAAGUGAUAAGGGGACUGUUCAUGUUUUCUCUCUACGAGUUAGAGUGGUCGGAGAGGACUCACAUUCCAGUGAGAGUGCAGCACUCUUGGCACAGCAAACUUUUUCGAAUUCCCUUGGGGCCAUUGUUUCUCCAACCACUGGUACCAAUCCCAGUUCAUCGUUAUCGUUUAUGAGAGGAGUCUUGCCAAAAUAUUUCAGCUCAGAAUGGUCAUUCGCUCAGUUCCGUGUACCCGAAAUCACUCAAUUCUUUGCAGCAUUUGGCUGUCAGAACACGGUUGCCAUUAUCGGCAUGGAUGGAAGUUUCUAUCGGUGCAGCUUUGACCCGGUGAACGGAGGAGAGAUGACUCGGCUCGAAUAUUUCCGGUAUCUAAGGGCCGAAAGCGGCCCAAGAUAGUCGUACAACAUCAUCAUCAUGAUCCAUCAUCCAUCAUCAACAUUGCUCAUUCUUUGGGUUCUAUGUACAUAAUCAUUGCUGUAAAUAGAUUGAUGAAUCUGCGGAAGAUUUUAUUGAUUCUUGCAAAGCUACUCUCUGAUUGAUGGACCUGCAUUUUUGUUCGAGCAAUGUAACAUUUGCAUGUUCCACAUGAUAUGCAGGCUUUCUCUCA
Molecule: messenger RNA, 1697 nt
Organism: Tarenaya hassleriana
Lineage: Eukaryota; Viridiplantae; Streptophyta; Magnoliopsida; Brassicales; Cleomaceae
Product: autophagy-related protein 18c-like
Exons: 5
Coding region: 260-1486 (408 amino acids)
Biological process (GO): protein lipidation; nucleophagy; autophagy of mitochondrion
Cellular component (GO): cytosol; phagophore assembly site membrane; extrinsic component of membrane
Molecular function (GO): protein binding; phosphatidylinositol-3,5-bisphosphate binding; phosphatidylinositol-3-phosphate binding
Source: RefSeq, a predicted model, not a curated record